Molecule: messenger RNA, 2745 nt
Organism: Musa acuminata AAA Group (dessert banana)
Lineage: Eukaryota; Viridiplantae; Streptophyta; Magnoliopsida; Zingiberales; Musaceae
Product: pentatricopeptide repeat-containing protein At3g04760, chloroplastic-like
Exons: 2
Coding region: 138-1961 (607 amino acids)
Molecular function (GO): protein binding
Source: RefSeq, a predicted model, not a curated record
UUAUUCCGACUAUGCUACAGUCACAUGGUUUGGGUAUCGCAUUGAGCCGCACAAAGCAGUGAUCAGCAGAUGAAUCAGAUACGGUCCAAUUGAAUGGUUGAUACUACUGCAUCUCGCUGCGGCUACUUCCCCAACAAAUGUUCCUUAUCCGGAACUCUUUAUAUCCUCCACCUCCAACGCUUGAACUGCUGCCCCUCUCGGUGAGCUCAGUCAUGCUCACAGAUGCCACGAUGAACGCUCUGCAUGAAGUCUUCCUCCACCAGUGCCUGCCUUCAUCCACCCCCCGCAUGAAUCCCGUCGCCCCCCAUGCCAUCGCCUACGGAUGCCGGAAUCCAGGUGUCCCGUCGCCACAGCGCCACCAGGUCGCGAGGGCUUCUUCAGGAACCCAAGCCUCCCGACCUCAAAUCCCAGAUUCCGGGGAGUCCCACUACGUGAAGCUCCUCAACAGGUCCUGCAAAGCUGGAAAGUUCAGCGAGUCGCUCUACUUCCUCGAGUACAUGGUGGGCAAAGGGUACAAGCCCGACGUGAUCCUCUGCACCAAGCUCAUCAAGGGAUUGUUUGGUUCGAGGAAGCUCGACAAGGCGGUCAGGGUGUUGGACAUCCUGGAAGCCCACGGCGAGCCCGACGUCUUUGCCUACAAUGCCCUAAUCAGCGGCUUUUGCAAGGCCAACCGCAUCGAGGCGGCCAUCGAGGUACUCGGCCGGAUGAAGAGCCGGGGCUGCCCGCCUGAUAUCGUGACGUACAACAUCCUCAUCGGCAGUCUUUGCAGCAGGGGGAAGCUGGAUCUGGCGUUGGAGGCUCUGGACCGGCUAUUGGACGACAAGUGCCAGCCGACGGUGAUCACGUUCACGAUUCUGAUAGAGGCGGCGUUGCUGCAAGGUGGAAUCGGCGACGCGAUGAAGCUUUUGGACGAGAUGGUGUCGCAGGGGCUUCGACCUGACAACUACACGUACAAUGCCAUCAUUCGCGGGAUGUGCAAGGAAGGGAUGGUGGACGCUGCCCAUGAGUUCCUGAAGAGCCUGCCGUCGAGAGGUUGCGACCCGGACGUGAUUUCGUACAACAUCUUGCUUCGUGGGUUGUUGAGUCGAAAGAGAUGGGAGGACGCAGAGAAGUUGAUCGGUGAAAUGCUUGAAAGAGGUCUGAAACCCAACAAUGUCACCUACAGUGUUUUGAUCAAUUCUCUGUGUCAUGAAGGCAAGGUUGAGAGAGCAAAGCAAUUGCUCAAGGACAUGAUCAGAAGGGGACUGAAGCCUGACGCUUAUAGCUAUGACCCGUUGAUCUCUGCUUAUUGCAAGGAUGGUAAAUUGGAUCUGGCUAUAGAGUUCAUGAACUAUAUGAUCUCUAAUGGUUGUCUACCAGAUAUAGUGAACUACAACACGAUCCUGUCGGCUCUCUGCAAGAGCGGAAAUCCAUAUCAGGCUUUGGAAGUUCUGGACAUGCUUGCUGAGACAGGCUGUUCCCCAAAUGUUAGCACAUAUAAUGUGAUCAUAGGAGGGCUUUGGAACAGCGGGAACCGUUCGAGGGCUCUCGAGAUGGUCUCGGAAAUGAUCAAUAAGGGAGUUGACCCUGAUGAGGUUACAUACAAUGUCCUGAUUUCGUGUUUGUGUAGGGAUGGGAUGGUAAAUGAGGCCAUUGGUCUGAUGAGGGAUAUGGAGAGUAGUGGUUUCCAGCCAAUGGUUAUCACAUACAAUACGGUUCUCCUCGGAUUGUGCAAGGUUCACAGGAUUGAUAUGGCAAUUAAUAUACUUGCGGAGAUGAUGGACAAAGGAUGUCGAACCAAUGAAACUACCUAUAUUAUUCUGGUUGAAGGUAUUGCUUAUGCUGGCCAUAAAGCUGAGGCCAUGGAAUUGGCUAAAGAUCUGGCCAUGAGAGAUGUCUUCUCCGAAGAUUCUUUGAAACGGUUGAAUCAAAAUUUUCCCAUUCUCGAUCUUUUCAAAGAGAUCCCCCAACCGGUUGAUUAGUGAUAACAACUGUUGCUUCUUCUAGCUAUUGUUUUCUUUUUUUUUUCUUUUUUUUUUGGAUUUGACCCACCAAAUGAUCAUGUGAGCCAUUUCCUCAUAGCAGUUGGAAGUUAAUUCUUCCUCUGUCACUGGAUGGCAGAAAAGUUCUGCUGCUGCCAAAGAUGGAAGUCUUGCUUUUUCUGUUCAUGCUAAUUUAAAGAAGGUACUACACUCUUUUGAAGGCAGUAGAGGAAAAUCUGAGCUGGAUACUUCUUGAAAUCAAAGACCGAGUUCUUGGAAUGAUGCGGCUGUCUUGUAAGAAUCUUAUCUUCCAAUAAUUAUAAGAUGCAUGAGAAGUCUAUGCUGAAUCUUGGUUGUUGAGCUGACAAGUAGUUAUCCAGAUGGCUUAUACAAAUGCACUGAAGAUUUCGGAAGACCACAGUCCAUAGUUCUGACAUGAUGCUUCCAUGAUUCUCGAUCAGCACACAAGGAUCUCUAUUAGGUUCUGGAGCUGCAAAGUCAACCUUGGUGAAAAAAGAAUAUGAAAUCCACUCUCAGAAAAUAUGCUGAAGCUGAAGUGUUAUUUGUUUUUACCCCAAAAUUUUUUGGGGAGCUUGGGGCUCAAAAUUCUGACUCUGCACAUAGUCUUAACCACUGUAGUCUCAGAAACGGUGAUAUAUGUCGAGUUAUGUAUAUUGUGUCGAUACAUUCGAACAUGCAACAAAUGUACUAACACUGUGUCAAGAUUCAUGAUGAUUGUCAACAAGUCACAAAUAUAUAUGCAAAACAUACUUCAUUUUCUCUU